Eimeria tenella is the source of this 1884-nucleotide messenger RNA. RefSeq lists its product as uncharacterized. Gene Ontology annotation, biological process: defense response. NCBI's taxonomy places the organism in Eukaryota, Apicomplexa, Conoidasida, Eucoccidiorida, Eimeriidae. Gene Ontology annotation, cellular component: membrane. The transcript has 8 exons. The record is from RefSeq and is a predicted model, not a curated record. The coding region runs from base 1 to 1884 and encodes 627 amino acids.
AUGGCGUGGCGGUGGGACAGAGUGGCCGCUCUGUUUUGCGUGCAGCUCGCCGUGUGUCUGGGCGUGCAGGGGCAGGGGAAAGGACCGCAAGAAUGCCGGUUCGACCAGCCGUGCAGCUUUCUGCGGGUCAGAGUUGAGGCGGGCGCGAAGGCCGAGACGCGGGAGGAAUACGUGGAGAACUGGGUGGCCGUCGGUCUUUUCGUGGUGAUCAUCUUGUUGUCCGUGGUGUUUGAGGUUUUCGUGGGGACUUUCGAAGAGUAUUUGCGGCGAAGACGGCUGGCGAAGCUGCAGGAAAUGCUGAACUGCGCGUUCAAAGAGCUCACGAUCCUGGGCUUCAUCAGCCUGUUCCUGUACGCCACGAUCCGGCUCGGAGCCGCGCGCAAGCUGAACGACAAGUACUUGGGAGUUUCCAAGACGGAAGAAGCUGCAGUGGCUGAGGCGGAGGCCCGCGGCGAAGAGCCCUACCCGCCCACGCACUUGACGGAAACUUUCGAAACAAUUCACGUUUUGAUCUUCAUGAUCAUGUUGGCCUUUUUGCUGCAGGUGGCGGCCCUCACGGCCCUCGGGCACCGCACAAUGCGCGCGUUGGAGCUGCUGGACUCCGAGUCUGAGGAGGAGCUGCACGCUGCUGCUGCAGCGCUUCUCCAGCUGCAGCCUGCUGCUGCAGCGCAGCUGCAGCAGGCGCUGCAGCACUGGGCGCUGCGCCAGCGCUUCGUCUUCGCAGCAAACCCCCUCAUGCCCAAGCCCAGGCUGCAGCAGCCAGGCUCUCCAGCCUUCUCUUUUGCUGCUUAUUUGAAUUAUUGUUUUGGCGAAAGUUUGGCGGCCAUGAUCGAGCUGCCCCCCAGCGUCCUCGUCCUCGCGCUGCUGCUGCUGCUGCUGCUGCGGCCCGCCCUCUCCCUCUCCGGCAGAGAAGUCAUUGCCUUCAUGGCUGCUGCUGCUUUCUUGCUGCUGCUGCUCACUUACUUUUCCUUCGCCUUCCUCAACUUCGUCGACUCCAAACUCCGUCCCGACUCGGGGGCCCUCCUGGCGCUCUUCGGGGCCCCCCCGGAGGCCCUCCCGGGGGCCCCCGGGGGCCCCCCCGGGGGCCCCCCGGGGGCCCCAGGGGGGCCCCCCGGGGGGCCCCAGGGGGCCCUUCACUGCCCCAUUGACGAAAGCCUACACCGCCGUGCUGCUCAUGUGCUGCUGCGCACAAGACUGCUGAGGACCUUCACGACUGCGUUUCACCUGGACUUUCUCGCCAGUGCCAAAACAAUAAGAGCAGUGGAGGCGGAGCAAGACAAAGGCGGCAAGAUCGAAAAUGCUGCAGCAGUGCAGCGGCAAAGCCUUCUUGCAGCUUUCCGGCGGCUCCCCCGCGAGGCCCAGGCCUACAUUAGGAGCCUUUUCACAAGUUUGGCGGAGCACUCUGAGAGGUUUCCGCAUGCAGAGGCCCCCGGCGUGGUGUCGCGACAGGCCAUGGAAGACAUCAUUAGGUGCACGAGAAUGGAAACACGCCCGAGCAGUGGCUACUUGCAGUUCGAAGACUUCAAAGCAUUUGUUGUUCUUCUGGGCUCUUUGGGCGUCGACAAAAAGGAGUAUCCGCAGCACCAGCGGGCGACUCUCGGGCGGCUCUUCGAGUUCCUGGACGCCGACGGAGACAGACAAAUUAAUGAAACCUCCGCUGGGCAAGGCCGAGCUGCUGGCGCUGCAGCAGCGCAUUUCCGAAGACGGCAGAGGCCGCAUCACAGAGGCCAGUCUGUUCGCCUGGGCGCGGCGGACUCGCCUGCGCUCGCGGGCCUUCGCUGGGCCAGCGGAGUAGCGGUGGACCACCCGAGUGGACCACUGGUCACCUCUGCAGCAGCAGCAGCAGCAGCAGCAGGCGACUCCCCGGCGGACAGGGAGUCUUGA